Molecule: messenger RNA, 435 nt
Organism: Eimeria mitis
Lineage: Eukaryota; Apicomplexa; Conoidasida; Eucoccidiorida; Eimeriidae
Exons: 4
Coding region: 1-435 (144 amino acids)
Source: RefSeq, a predicted model, not a curated record
AUGCAGAAAAAAAAAACUGCUCAGCAACAGCUGCCACAGCAGCAGCAGCAACAGCAGCAACAGGAGGAGCAGGUUGCUCAUGCGCUUAGUUGUGUUGUGUGGAUGCCUCUGCAGCGGCAGCCGAAGCAACAGGUCCAGCAGCAGCAGCAGCAGCAGCAGGAGCAGCAGCAGCAGCAACUGCAACAGGAGCAGGAGCAACAGCAGCAGCAGCAACAGCAACAGCUGCCACAGCAGCAGCAGCAACAGCAGCAACAGGAGGAGCAGGUUCAACAGCCGCAGCAGCAAUUGCACGAACAGCAGCAGCAGCAGCAGCAACAGCAGCAGCAGCAGCAGCAGCAACAGCAGCAGCAGCAGCAGCAGCGCAGCAGCAGCAACAGCAGCAGCAGCAGCAGCAGCAGCAGCAGCAGCAGCAGCAGCAGCAGCAGCAGCCACUGA